UAUUUGUUGAUCGAUUUCAGUAAUCAGAAAUAGCGCUUCUAGAGAUAGUUACUCAUUUAUAUUUAAUUAAUCAAGUCUUCCGUGUUUAAAAAUAAAUUAGCUUUCAUGAAAUGCUAGUGUCAGUGAAUAAAAGAAUUUCGAAGACUGAAAGUCUCUCCAACGGAGUUAAUCCUUUUUUCCAUUCUUCAGGUUAUACUUUGAAGUAAUCAUGUUUUUAUACUGAUAAUGUUUUAAUUUCGAGAAACUUUUACCUCUUUACCCAUCCAUUACCGGGUUUUUAAUUAAUAAAUUAUUGAAUUAACUGAUUGUCAGUAUAAAACAAUUUUUCAUUCUCUUUGACAAGAGAAACAACAAUGAAAAGAAUGGAUAUAAUCGAUAUUGAAAGUAUUGAAUCCAAUGCUCGACCACUAAAAAAUUCAAAAGUAAAAUGCAACUGUAUUAGUUCUAAUUCAAUUUGUUAUAUCGUUGUGACAAUUGCGACUUUAGCUUUUCUAGGAGCUAUCGUCUUUAUUUGUAGAGACUACAUUGAGAAAUUACUGUGCUGGAUAGAGCAUCAGAAUGUUUGGAUUAUUAUUGUGAUUGUGAUAUCACUUUUUACAGUUGUAUCCUUUCCUAUAGUGAUUGGAUACUUAUUUCUUAUAAUUGCCAGUGGAUACCUUUUUGGUAUUCUUAGAGGCAUUACAUUGGUUGUGUUAGGAGCAAAUUUAGGUAUAGCUGUAGCACACACCACUCUCAGUGCUCUUUCAACGAAAUUACCCAUUGGAGCACUUUUGAGAAGUGAAACUGCCCGAGCAAUAUUGAGAGUUAUUUCAGGACCUCAAGCAUUUAGAGUUGUUCUUUUCGCAAGAUUAACUCCGAUACCUUUCGGUCUUCAAAAUACUAUUUUUGCUGUCAGCAAUAUCAGUGGUCUACGAUAUCACAUUGCCAGUGCUAUCGGCUUGUUACCUGCCCAAUUGAUAAAUGUCUACCUUGGCAGCAGUUUGCGUUCCAUGCAGGAUGUAUUAUCAGAUAAGUCAACUGCUACAACAGGGUAUAUAGUGUUUUGCUUUCAAAUACUCAUCGCUGUUUCGCUAAUGGUUUAUGUGGUACAAAAAGCUCGAAGAGAGCUCCAUCUUACUCUGCUUGAGGCAGACCUUGCAUCUAUGACUGACUCACAUUAUCUCCAUGAUGUAAUUCCUGAUUCUAAAGGAUCACUUGCGUAAUUAAUUAUGCAGAAACCGAAACAAUUUAGACACGAGAAAUUAAAUGAUAAGAUAAGACUGCUAUUAUUGUGACAAAAAAAUAACGCAUGGCCUAGAUUUCUCGCGUAUAUUUCUGAUGAUAAUGAUCAAGAAAACAGUGAGUGAUGUUUAAGUUUGUGCACAAUUAAUUUUAGUUUUUGUGCCAAAAAUAAUGUUAAUUUAUGACUGAACCAUUCAAACGCUAUUGUAUUUAACCUUCCAUUUAUAUAAUUUAAUUUUUUCGUAUUUGUUAAUAUGAGUUUUAUAAGUAUAUUUUUUUCUUAUAUUAUUUAUGUUAAUUUUUUCAUUGUAUUUUAUUUUUACAUGAAAAAAUUGCAACACUAAUAGAUGAAUAAUUUACGGAAGAAUGAUUUAUUUCAAAGUGAAUACAUUUUCAGAUGUAUUCAUUUAUAUUAAAUUAAUCAUUCGACACCUGUACACAUAAUCUUACAUAUUAGAUUUUGUGAAAUGGAUAAAAAUAUUUUUUUAAAUUAAUACGUGUCUUCCAAGUGAAAAAUUGUGUUAGAUUUAGUUAAUAGCACGUUAAUCAAAUGUAAAAAUUUCAAUUGCUGUGUUUAUAGUAAUAACUAUUUUUCUGAUAUUAUUAUUAAUCAUAUUAAUGAUUUAACUUAAGGUUUAACAGCAUUUUAUUCAAAUAAACUUAUGUACAUAGAUAUUAUAUUAAGUAUAUGAACACCUGUGUGAAUAAUCGACACGGUUAAUGAGAAUGGUGAAAAAAAAAUUGGUAUAAAAAAUAUACUGCAAUAUUUUUCAACGAUUAAAGAGAUAAUUUACAAACUCUUAAAGAAUUAAUUUUUGACGAUUGCUGUACAUUGAACAUCAGUUGAAAUAAUUCCAUUCCACUUUUUGGUAUUAUUUUUUAUUUACAGUUGAUCUAUUUAUAAAGAUUAAUAAAGUGAUCCUUAACAAUUAGAUUAGAAAAUCAAAAAGCAAAAAAAAUUGCAACUUCUGAACUGAUGUAUUUUACAAUUAAAUGAUCUGAAAAACGAUGCCAGUAAUUUAGAAUUGACCGUAUAAUAUUUAAAUGUUAACCGUAUUCUCUUAAUAAUUUAUACAAUUGUAAAAAAUGUGUAUGAUAUAAAGAUUCUAUUUAUCACAGA
Chelonus insularis is the source of this 2341-nucleotide messenger RNA. RefSeq names its product transmembrane protein 64. NCBI's taxonomy places the organism in Eukaryota, Metazoa, Arthropoda, Insecta, Hymenoptera, Braconidae. Bases 354 to 1202 code for a protein of 282 amino acids. The record is from RefSeq and is a predicted model, not a curated record. Gene Ontology annotation, cellular component: endoplasmic reticulum. Gene Ontology annotation, biological process: regulation of cytosolic calcium ion concentration. The transcript is spliced from 4 exons.